Xiphophorus maculatus (southern platyfish) is the source of this 2704-nucleotide messenger RNA. RefSeq names its product nucleolar protein 10 (gene nol10). Lineage: Eukaryota; Metazoa; Chordata; Actinopteri; Cyprinodontiformes; Poeciliidae. Gene Ontology annotation, cellular component: nucleus; nucleolus; small-subunit processome. The transcript has 20 exons. Bases 90 to 2279 code for a protein of 729 amino acids. The record is from RefSeq and is a predicted model, not a curated record. Gene Ontology annotation, molecular function: protein binding. Gene Ontology annotation, biological process: maturation of SSU-rRNA from tricistronic rRNA transcript (SSU-rRNA, 5.8S rRNA, LSU-rRNA).
CGGGGUACAACAACGUGUAUGAGGAAUCGACGAACCCCUAGAAAUGCAGAUUUCAAACGUGAACGAUGUGAAGAUUUACAAUCUAAGUUAUGGAAAGUCCCUCCCUGAGUGGUUGUCAGAUCGAAAGAAAAGACAGCUUCAGAAAAAAGAUGUUGACAUCCAGCGGCGGAUUGAACUCAUUCAGGACUUCGAGAUGCCCACAGUGUGCACCUCUAUCAAAGCGUCCCGAGACGGUCAGUUCAUCCUGGCAGCAGGAACAUACAAACCCAGAGUUCGCUGCUAUGACACAUAUCAGCUGUCCCUUAAAUUUGAACGAUGUUUGGAUUCAGAUGGUAGGUUUUUCUCGUGUAUCUUUUCUAGCCCCUUCUGGAACAUUGGGUUUUACUGUUUUCUUUUUUCUUCUUCUUCUUCUUACAGUUGUGGCUUUUGACAUCCUGUCAGAUGAUUACUCAAAGCUGGUUCUUUUGCAGUGCGACCGCCAUGUGGAGUUCCACGCCCAACAAGGCCACUACUACAAGACUCGGAUCCCAAAGUUCGGACGGGACUUUUCCUACCACUAUCCCUCCUGCGACCUCUACUUUGUGGGGAUGAGUUCCGAGGUGUACAGACUGAACCUGGAGCAGGGGCGCUUCCUCAACUCCCUUCAGACAGACGGCGUGGAGAACAAUGUUUGUGACAUCAACCCUGUUCAUCAUUUAUUCGCAACUGGAACCUCUGAGGGAAGGGUCGAAUGUUGGGACCCUCGCAUCCGGAACCGAGUGGGCGUUCUGGACUGCGCCCUGAGCAGCCUGACUGAAGGAACAGAGGUUCAGGGUUUACCGUCCAUCAGUGCGCUGAAGUUUAAUGGUUCCCUCACCAUGGCAGUAGGCACCAGCACUGGACAGGUGCUGCUGUAUGACCUGCGUUCCAGCCAACCGCUGCUGGUCAAAGAUCACUUCUACAACUUGCCAAUCAAAUCUUUGAACUUCCACGACCAGCUGGACCUCAUUGUGUCGGCUGAUUCCAAGAUCAUAAAGAUCUGGAACAAAGACUCGGGGAAGCUGUUCUCCUCCAUACAGCCACAGAGCGACCUCAAUGAUGUCUGCAUGUACCCCAAUUCAGGAAUGCUUUUCACGGCCAAUGAAGACCCCAAAAUGAACACGUUCUACAUCCCGGCUUUGGGCCCGGCUCCUCGCUGGUGCUCGUUCCUGGACAGCCUGACGGAGGAGCUGGAGGAGAGCCCGGAGAGCACGGUCUACGACGACUACAAGUUUGUCACUCGCAAGGACCUGGAGAAUCUGGGUUUGUCUCACCUGAUUGGGUCGUCUCUCCUGAGAGCCUACAUGCACGGCUUUUUCAUGGACAUAAGGCUGUAUCACAAGGUGAAAACCAUGGCAAAUCCUUUUGCGUAUGAGGAAUACCGCAAGGACAAGAUCCGGCAGAAGAUCGAUGAAUCCAGAACGCAGAGAGUCCAGGUUCAGAAGCUGCCGAAGGUGAACAAGGAGCUGGCUCUCAAGCUGAUGGAGGAGGGAGAUGAAGAGGCAGAGCUGGCUUCCAGGAAGAAGAAGGGCAAGGCUCUCCCCACCAUCCUGGGAGACGACCGCUUCAAGGUGAUGUUCGAGAACCCGGACUACCAGGUGGACGAGCAGAGCGAGGAGUUCCGGCUGCUCAACCCCAUCGUCUCCAAGGUGGGACAGAAGAGGAAGAAGAAGCUGCGGCUGCUGGCUCAGCAGGAGGCCAACGUCCAGCAGGCGGCAGAUGAAGAAGAGGAGCCAGAAGGGCGAGCCAGCUCUGAGGAAGAGAGCUCUGACGACGACAAGAGCUGGGUGGAGGAGGUGAGGGAGCAGCGGCGGCUACUGUGGCAGGAGGACAGAGACCGACGGCGGCAGGAGAGGAGGGAUGCUGACCGCAACACCGUCCUGCUGGAGCGGAAACAGGGCAGAGGAGACGAGACCGAGAGCAAGAAGACAAGUCAGCUGCAGUUUUAUCAGCUCAAAGCCGGAGAGGAGUUCAGGAGUUUUGGCGACAUGGCCCACAAGCAGAAACUGCAGAAGGCUUCUCUGGAGGAGAGGCUAAAGUUGGAGGAAAGCUCAGGAAUCAGCAGCACAGCGGACACGGCGGUGGGCAGCAAACAGCUGACCUUCACUCUCAAAAAGUCGGAGCAGCAGAGGAAGCAGCAGCAGGCGGAGAGAGAACACCACGAGGAGAGGAAAAAGCUGAGACGCUCUGCCGGGCACCUGAGCAGCGCUCGUGGGAGAGGACGGGGGAGAGGAAGAGGAAGAGGAAGAGGCCGCUUCUGAAGAAAGACAGCACAACUGAGAUCAAAUGUGUCUUUGACUUUUUUUUCCACCUAGUCUCCUCCUGCCUGUGGUCGGAGAGAUUAAAUCAGACUGCAAGACCAGAAAAUAAGUGUCAAUCCGAUUUAGUGGGAAGUUUGUUCAACUCCUGGGUGGUCUGAGCCCCCUGUCUGUGAACUCCAUGGAUAUUAAAAACAGACUGCCGCUGUCAGUGUCUGUGUUAAUGGUAAAACAAGAUGACAUGUCAGAGUCCUGUCUGCGAAUAGAUCGCUGGCUGGUUGAGAUUUCAGGAAACUCCUCAAAAGGCUAGUUUCAAACCGGGAGAGGAACAAAUGUGUUAUUUUAACAAUGUUUUGAUAUUUUCUAUUGCUGACCCAUAAUUUUGUUAAUGUAUAAAUUAAAUUUUGCAAUAUAUUUGUAGAAAGCUC